Messenger RNA from Aspergillus homomorphus CBS 101889, 443 nucleotides. RefSeq lists its product as uncharacterized. Lineage: Eukaryota; Fungi; Ascomycota; Eurotiomycetes; Eurotiales; Aspergillaceae. The transcript has a single exon. The coding region runs from base 100 to 378 and encodes 92 amino acids. The record is from RefSeq and is a predicted model, not a curated record.
UGAGAGUGUCCACUUGGAAAGUUAUGCUCACCGCGCAUCCUGCUAUCGAGUUAUGUCACAUGGCCGAUCGGUCUCAUGUCCAAGUGAUCCAGAGAGAAAAUGUCUUUUAACUACAAUGUCAGAUUCAGCCUGUACAAUGUCACAGCAAUAGCACUUCCAGGGUGGCUCAUGCAUGUCUUGUUCAUAUUGGUGCUGUCCGAAGGAGCGCAUAAGCUCGAUGGGAGGCUUUGUGGCACCGGACGUGGUACCAGAGGCCACCAGGCACUAAUGGAGCAUUUACCCCGGUAUCGAUCGGAGAAUAAUGAUCCAUUCCACUGCAAACCCUCCAUCCCCGUCCUGGUGAGGCUGAACGUUGGCCACUUUCCCCGUGAUGAAUAGACCGACAUGAAGACAAGGUCUCGCCCCCUAACGGUCGGAAGGCGGCUGAUUAUUGGUUAGGGAAA